AUGGAGCAACUGACAACCCUCCCUCAGCCUGGGGAUCCAGGAGCCAUGGAACCCUGGGCACUGCCMGCCUGGCAGAGCUGGACUCCGGGCCAGGGGGGCGAGCCUGGAGACAGAGCCCCAAGCAUUGCUGACACUCCGACAGCUUUGCAGGUUGGAGAACUGAGGCCCGAGGAGAGCUGCGAGCCUGAGGGAGCCCAGAGCCCCAGGCCCAUGGGGGGCAUUGACCCUGAAGGAGCAGAGGCUGGGCUGCCCAGCCUGGGGCAGCAAGCAGUGAUCUCUGGUCGUGUUUGUCUGGGGCUGAAGGAUGAGGAUGUGGAGGCUUUGACUAAGGCCAAGGUGAACAUGGGCUUUGGUGACAGACCCAAUCUGGAGCUCCUGAGGGCUCUGGGUGAGCUGCAGCAGCGCUGUGCCAUCCUUAAGGAGGAAAACCAGAUGCUGAGAAAGAGCAGCUUCCCMGAGACAGAGGAGAAGGUGCGGAGGCUGAAGCGGAAGAACGCAGAACUGGCGGUCAUUGCCAAGCGCCUGGAGGAGAGGGCCCGGAAGCUCCAGGAAACAAACCUGAGGGUGGUAAGUACUCCGGUGCCUGGACCAGGGGCCAGCUUGGAGUUUUGCCGGAAGGCCCUAGCCCGCCAGCGAGCCCGGGAUCUCAGUGACACAGCCAGUGCACUGCUGGCCAAGGACAAGCAGAUUGCUGCCUUGCAGCGGGAGUGCAGGGAGCUGCAGGCCAGGCUCACUCUGGUGGGAAAGGAGGGUCCCCAGUGGCUCCACGUGCGGGACUUCGACCGGUUGCUGCGCGAGUCCCAGCGGGAGGUGCUGCGGCUGCAGAGACAGAUCGCCCUGCGCAACCAGCAGGAGCCGCCCCCGCCACCCCGGCCCCCGGGCUCUACUGCCCCGGCUAGAGCAGGGGCGCCAGCCCCGGGGGCUCCGGGAGAGGCCACACCUCAGGAGGAUGUGGAGAGCCCACCSGUGGUCCUAGGGGAGCCUGAGAAACAGCCAAGGGUGCAGCAGCUGGAAUCUGAGCUCAGCAAGAAGCGGAAGAAAUGCGAAAGUCUGGAGCAGGAAGCCCGGAAAAAGCAGAGGCGAUGUGAGGAGCUGGAACUGCAGCUAAGAGAAGCCCAGAAUGAGAAUGCCCGCCUGGUGGAGGAGAACUCUCGGCUCAGUGGGAGAGCCUCAGAGAAGGAGCAGGUUGAGUGGGAGAAUGUGGAGUUGAGGGGCCAGCUCCUGGGGGUGACACAGGAGAGGGACUCAGCCCUUCAAAAGAGCCAGGGCCUGCAAAGCAAGCUGGAGAGCCUGGAGCAGGUGCUGAAGCACAUGCGGGAGGUGGCCCAGCGGCGGCAGCAGCUGGAGGUGGAGCAUGAGCAGGCUCGGCUCAGCCUGCGGGAGAAGCAAGAGGAGGUUCGACGGCUGCAGCAGGCCCAGGCCGAAGCCAAGAGGGAACAUGAAGGGGCCGUCCAGCUGCUGGAGUCCACCUUGGAUUCCAUGCAGGCCCGGGUUCGAGAGCUYGAGGAGCAGUGCCGCAGCCAGACGGAGCGUUUCAGCCUCCUGGCUCAGGAGCUCCAGGCUUUUCGUCUGCACCCAGGCCCCUUGGAUCUGCUCACUUCUGCCCUGGGCUGCAGUGCCCUGGGGGACCACCCACCACCCCCCUGCUGCUGCUCUACCCCCCAGCCCUGCCGGGGGUCUGGCCCCAAAGACCUUGACCUCCCGCCGGGCUCACCAGGGCGCUGCACCCAAAAGUCUUCCGAGCCUGCCCCUGCCACCCUUACCGGGGUCCCUCGAAGGACAGCCAAGAAGGCAGAGUCUCUCUCUAACUCCUCUCGCUCCGAGUCCAUCCACAACAGCCCCAAGUCAUGCCCUACACCAGAGGUGGACACAGCCAGUGAGGUGGAGGAGCUAGAGGUGGACAGUGUGUCCCAGCUCCCAGCAGCCCCGGAGGGCAACCCAGGAACAGCCAGGAUCCAGGUCUUCCUAGCUCGCUAUAGCUACAAUCCCUUUGAGGGUCCCAACGAGAAUCCAGAGGCAGAACUUCCCCUGACAGCUGGAGAGUACAUUUACAUCUAUGGCAACAUGGAUGAGGAUGGCUUUUUUGAAGGGGAGCUCAUGGAUGGCCGCAGGGGCCUGGUCCCUUCCAAUUUUGUAGAGCGUGUGUCUGAUGACGACCUCCUGACCUCUCUCCCUCCGGAGUUGGCYGAUUUGUCCCACAGCUCAGGCCCUGAACUCAGUUUCCUGAGCGGAGGUGGGGGUGGCAGCAGUAGCGGGGGCCAGAGCAGCGGGGGACGUAGCCAGCCCAGACCCCAGGAGGAUGCCGGGGAUGAGCUCAGUCUGAGCCCCCCACCGGAGGGCCUGGGCGAGCCUCCAGCUGUGCCUUAUCCCCGCCAUCUGGUGGUCCUCAAGCAGCUGGCCCACAGUGUGGUGCUGGCCUGGGAGCUGCCUCCUGAACGCGUGGAACUACGUGGCUUCCAUAUCAGCGUGAACGGGGAGCUGCGUCAGGCUCUGGGGCCCGGGGCACCUCCCAAGGCUGUGCUUGAGAACUUGGACUUGCAGGCCGGGCCCCUCCAUGUUUCUGUCCAAGCCCUGACCAGCAGGGGCAGUUCCGACCCUCUGCGCUGUUGCUUGGCCCUGGGUGCUCGGGCUGGGGUGGUACCUAGCCAGCUGCGGGUCCAUCGGUUGACAGCCACGUCCGCUGAGAUCACCUGGGUGCCCGGCAAUAGCAACUUGGCCCAUGCCAUCUACCUCAAUGGGGAAGAGUGCCCAUCUGCCCGCCCCAGCACCUACUGGGCCACCUUCUGCCACCUGCGGCCUGGCACACUGUAUCAGGCCCGAGUGGAGGCUCAGCUCCCAUCCCGAGGGUCCUGGGAACCAGGCUGGGAGAAGCCAGACCAGCGGGCUGCCACCCUGCAGUUCACCACGCUCCCAGCAGGCCCGCCUGAUGCCCCGCUGGAUGUACAGAUUGAGCCAGGGCCCUCCCCUGGAAUCUUGAUCAUUAGUUGGCUCCCAGUCACCAUCGAUGCUGCUGGCACCUCCAAUGGAGUCCGAGUCACAGGCUAUGCCAUCUAUGCUGAUGGGCAGAAGAUCAUGGAGGUGGCGUCACCCACAGCCGGCAGCGUGCUGGUGGAGUUGUCCCAGCUGCAGCUGCUCCAGGUGUGCCACAAGGUGGUUGUGCGGACCAUGUCGCCCCACGGAGAGUCGGCCGACUCCAUUCCAGCCCCUAUUGCUCCAGCCCUGACUCCAGCCUGCUUGCCAGCCAGGGUCUCCUGCCCCUCACCACGACCAAGCCCAGAGGCCAGAACACCCCUUGCUCCAGCCUCCCCAGGGCCUGGGGACCCCAGCUCUCCCCUCUGGUGUCCUGCCCCCCAUGGAACUCAAGAUCCCCCAGGAGGCCCCCCAGCAAGCCCUUCCAGAGAGAUGCCAAAAGGAUCCCAGGAGGAACCACCAGCCCCUUGCUCCCAGGAGGAGGCUGGGGCAGCUGUCCUGUGUGCCUCAGAGGAGAAGAGGGCCAGCGAGCCAACCCUGGGGGAAGGAGGCCCUGGUCCCGUAGCUUUCUCCCUGGCUGAGCAGGAGGCCGAGUGGACGGCAGGAGAGGCCAGCCCCACAGCCUGCUCCACUCAGGCAACACCGGCCGAGAGGAUGCCAAAUACUGAGACCUGCUGCAGAGGAGAUCCCGGGCCAGGACCGAGACCUAGGGCUGAGAAAGAGGACAUGGCAGAGCUUGGGGUUCGCCUAGUGAACUCCCUUGUGGAUCAUGGCCGUAACUCAGACCUGUCAGACAUCCAGGAGGAGGAGGAAGAGGAGGAGGAGGAUUUGGAGCUGGGUUCUAGGACCUGCUCUUUCCAGAAGCAGGUUGCUGGCAACAACAUCAGGGAGAAUGGGGCCAAGUCCCAGCCUGACCUCUUUUGUGAGACUGACAGCGAUGAGGAGAUCUUGGAGCAGAUCCUGGAGCUGCCCCUCCAGCAGUUCUGCAGCAAGAAGCUCUUUAGCAUCCCCGAAGAGGAGGAAGAGGAGGACGAGGACGACGAAGGGAAGCCAGGGGCAGGCUGUCCUUCCCAAGACCCUGGCCCACCUGAACCUGCAAUGCUGGGGCUGGGCUGUGACAGGGGUCAGCCCCAAGGACCUGGCCUGUGUCCCCUGUCUCCUGAGCCCUCCAGGGCCAGGGACUACCUGGAGGAUCAAUCCGGACUAGUCAGUGGAAGCUGCCAGAGGAGAGGAGGUGGCUCCCCUGAGAAGCCCCUAAACCGCCGGCGACCUCCAGACCCCCGAGAACACUGCAGUCGACUUCUCAGCAACGGCGGCGGGCCCCAGGCCUCGGCACGUCCAGGCCUCCCUCGGGACAGGAGUGUCCUCCCUGUGAUUGAGGGCACCAGGAGUGGUGUAGAGGCUGGUGGGCGAGGGCGACCGGGCCCUUCCCGGAGGUGCCACCGUGGCCGGGCCCCGGAAUCUGGACUGACCAGCUGCCUCUCCCCGAAGUGCUUGGAAAUCAGCAUCGAAUACGAUUCUGAGGACGAGCAGGAAGCAGGCAGCGGGGGCAUCAGCAUCACCAGCUCCUGUUACCCGGCAGAUGGGGAGGCCUGGGGCACAGCACCUAUAGCAAGGCCCAGAGGGCCUCUGAAGGUCAAUUCAGGCCCCCAUCCCUCCCCACGCCUCCCAGCCUGGGAGAAAGGGGAGCCAGAGCGGAGAGGGCGCAGUGCGACUGGCAGAGCCAAGGAGCCAUCCUCCCGGACAACGGAGGCUGGCGAGCCCAGAGGGCAGGAUUGCUCUGGGCGGAGGGGACCCCAGAAGAGAGGGGCCCGGGUGCCCAGGCCAGGUGCCACUGACCUGGCUCCACCGAGGGGCCCGCCAGAAGCACUGGACCUACCUGUCAGGCUCUUUGUGGCUCUGUUUGACUAUGACCCUGUGUCCAUGUCACCCAACCCUGACGCUGGCGAAGAGGAGCUCCCUUUCCGGGAGGGCCAGAUCCUGAAGGUGUUUGGGGACAAGGAUGCCGAUGGCUUCUACCAGGGUGAAUGUGGGGGCCGGAUGGGCUACAUCCCCUGCAACAUGGUGGCUGAGGUGGCUGUGGACAGUCCUGCAGGGAGACAGCAGCUCCUCCAGCGGGGUUAUUUAUCUCCAGAUGUUGUCCUUGAGGGCUCAGGGAACGGUCCCUUUGUGUACUCUACAGCCCGAACACCUGGGCCUCCUCCCAAGCCCCGCCGCUCCAAGAAAGCGGAGUCAGAAGGCCCUGUCCAGUCCUGUCCAGGCCCCUCUAAGCUGAUUCCCUCUGCGGACCUGAAAGCUCCCCGCCCCAUGGUGGCUGCAUUUGACUACGACCCCCGGGAGAACUCCCCCAACAUGGACGUGGAGGCAGAGCUGCCCUUCAGGGCCGGGGACGUCAUCACCGUGUUUGGGAGCAUGGAUGACGAUGGCUUCUACUAUGGGGAACUGAACGGACAAAGGGGCCUAGUUCCAUCCAACUUCCUGGAGGGACCUGGGCCUGAAGCAGGCAGUCCAGAUAAGGAGCCUGGGAUUCCCCAGGCCGAGAGUCAGAGAAUGAGGAGGAGAAGAGUCCAGUGCUAG
This is a messenger RNA of Urocitellus parryii (Arctic ground squirrel), 5547 nucleotides long. RefSeq names its product TSPO associated protein 1 (gene Tspoap1). NCBI's taxonomy places the organism in Eukaryota, Metazoa, Chordata, Mammalia, Rodentia, Sciuridae. Gene Ontology annotation, molecular function: benzodiazepine receptor binding. Gene Ontology annotation, cellular component: mitochondrion. The record is from RefSeq and is a predicted model, not a curated record.